CCCACGUGCCCUACACAUCGACUCCUAGAAAGAAAGAAAGAAAUUCCUAGCUCAAAUUGUAAAAACCCUAAAACCCUCUUUCUCCUCUGCUCCACUGAAGCUCUCGUCUCUGCCUCUCUCGCCAAUGGCUACAAUACCAGUUAACCCAAAACCUUUCUUGAACAAUCUGACUGGAAAGACUGUCAUCGUGAAACUUAAAUGGGGAAUGGAGUACAAAGGUUUUCUUGUCUCAGUAGAUUCCUAUAUGAACUUGCAGUUGGCAAACACUGAAGAAUAUAUCGAUGGACAAUCCACUGGGAAUCUUGGAGAGAUAUUGAUCAGAUGCAACAAUGUUCUCUAUCUUCGUGGGGUGCCAGAGGAUGAAGAAAUUGAAGAAGCUGAACAGUUACAGGACUGAGAUGUGGACUUUGGAGCAGUAGUCUUGCUAAUGGACGGAACGAAACGCAAGUACUAGAAACUCUUGAACAAAAAAGAAGUUCAGUAAUCAGUUUUUCUCUACUUCUGUUGCUUUUUUAUUUUAACCUGGAGUGGUUAGGAUGUAUUUGUAUUGUGUGUAGAGGUAGAUAUCGUUGGAUGUUCAAUUGACAUGCCCGUGUCAUUUAAAAGGGCCCUAGCUGAUAAAUGGUUUUCUAAACUUAAAUGAGCUCCAGUUUGUCGCUGUACAAGAAUCAUUCUGUUUUCAUGUUACAAAACCAUGAUUUGAAAUGGAACCUUUUUAGUUAUUCACUGCACCAAA
This is a messenger RNA of Prunus dulcis (almond), 736 nucleotides long. RefSeq names its product probable small nuclear ribonucleoprotein F. NCBI's taxonomy places the organism in Eukaryota, Viridiplantae, Streptophyta, Magnoliopsida, Rosales, Rosaceae. The coding region runs from base 125 to 397 and encodes 90 amino acids. The transcript has 5 exons. The record is from RefSeq and is a predicted model, not a curated record. Gene Ontology annotation, molecular function: RNA binding. Gene Ontology annotation, biological process: mRNA splicing, via spliceosome; spliceosomal snRNP assembly. Gene Ontology annotation, cellular component: catalytic step 2 spliceosome; U1 snRNP.